CGUCAAACAGUCGAUACUUGACACGGUUGAAAUUAUCACGAUACACAUACACACACUUGGGUCAACGAGUUAUCGUGAAUACAGAGCCUGUAGACACGUCAUUUCGUGUCAGUAGGCGGGAAUCGUAUAUACACUCGUCGCGUAUUUACCAAAUGGUCUCUGAAAACCAAUAAAUAACGAUGUGUAAGAUCGAUAACAGCGCGAUAUUCCGGGAUAUCUCGUGUAGAGGCGAAAACACCUGGUUAAGCUUAAACCAACGUUUCUAAAGAGACCCCGAAGAGAGGCGACGACGGAUCAAAUGGUUGGUUUUGAUCAAAGUCUGCGAGUACAGAGUUUUCGACGUGAUAAAAAUCUCGCACGCGCCCCACGUCAAUUGGAAAACGUCAAGGAUCUAAGGUGCGCGAUGUUCUACCUGGACGGAAGAGGAAGUGCCGCCGCAAAACACGACUCGUCCUCGUCAAACGAGGAGGAAAAUUUCGGUUGGUGGCUGCACAACGAUUGGGAAAUCGUGGUAUCGCAUCGCGGUAAGGAUCAUCCAUCAUCCGGUCCGAAGCUGUCCACCUGCGUCGAUUCGGACGAUUCGGACAGCCACAACUUCGUCCAGGAUGUGUCGCGACAGGAACAAGAAGGAAGCGGAAACUGUUCGGAAAAGAUCGAGCUGAGCUCGUUCUCGCGGGACGAACUGGAGCUAGAUGUCGAUUUAAUCGAGAAAGACACCAAGGAAACGAUGAGUGGCUGGUCCAUGGCUGAAGACAGCAGCAUGAGGGAAGAAGUCAAGGCUAUUUGCUACACACCGGAAAGACUGAUCCGAGCUCAAGAAUACAAGAUACUCGUACCGUCUCCUCGUCACUUUACCUUCUCACAAACGAGACUCCGAUCGGGGAACAAGAGCGGAGAAUGGAAGUCUCGUCGUUGCCGAAAACAGUUGGACCGGCUUAUUGAUUCCAAGCAAAUUGGUGCAACGCAGUUAAGAGUGCUUCUGAACAUACCGGAUAUAAGAACACAUGGGCAGGUUUCCUCUAUUUUCGAACGGGUUAAUGGUGAUUUAAAUUCAUCGAUGAAAUCGAGCGAUGAUCAUCAUUUGGCCGAUCAAGAUCGCAGUACAGGAACGUUCAGCAGCAGCAGGUCGAGCUACGACAGACUGAAUUCUACCUGGGACGACUGCAAGGAUCUGAUAAGUCGGCCAGUCUCUCUCGAGGACACUUCCGGUAUACAAAGCUACGAUUGGAGCUUGGAGAUGCAGAGCGAAGCGCGAAGCACGCCGAUGUGUCUCUGCGACGAGCUGGCAAUCGCAUCGAGAGAUCAAUGUAUCGUAAAUUUUGGAAACGACCGAGAUAUCACCAUCAACGAAGUAACAUCUAUCCUCGAGAAUCUACAAAGCGAUCCCGAAAAGACAAAGAUCCUCCUGGAGGAAGAUUCCUUAUGCACGUCCUCUCAUGACCGGUUAACCAGAUUGGCCCUCGCCAUAGAAACAGAUGCCGAAGUACCAUCGACGGUUUCCGAGUCGAAUAAUUGGAUACACCAUCUUCGCGAUAAGAUAGAACGGCUGGAGCUCGGCAAUAAAGAGAUGCACAGAAACAUAUACGGUUUACGUACAAAUUUUCAAUGCGACGAGAAGAAAGCGGUCAACUUGUCGAGUGACACAACGAAGCUGAUAGAAGACAUUCAUGAGUUGCGAUAUUUCGAUGAUCUGUUGAAGCUCCUAGAAGGGGAACUUGAAAGGAUCUCCAAUAGAAAUUGGCCAUUUGUUCUGGGACACAGCGAGCCUCACGAAGAAAUGAAUCUAAUCAUUUGAUUAUGAUCUCAAAGACCGUCAUAGAUUUCGAGGAUCGUGAUUACAAUCUCAAAGGUCAUCGUAAAUGUUCAGGUAAAAUCUUCUUCGCAAAGAGAAUGCAAAUGAUAGAUUCUUACAACUUUUUCUUUUUGAUUGAGAUUCAUGAAAGAAAAGCCGCUCUUUUUUCGGCUCGGUGACUUAAAUAUCUAAUGGGAAAGUCUGAUCCAGAAUAAUUAAAAUACGUGAAUAAUCUUUUAAAGUAAAGUAUAAUUAGCACAAGAAAUCGAAUUGUAAGAAUCUCGAAUUCCAAAGCAAACGAGAUAAUCUCCUUUCAGUGAUAUUUUUAAACAAUUUCGUGAUAUUUUGUCGAGAGCAAAAUGAAUCUCAUAUGAUAAAUAAUUAUUAAGCUCGGUAAAUAUUGCAAUUUAACAUACA
Nylanderia fulva is the source of this 2209-nucleotide messenger RNA. RefSeq lists its product as uncharacterized. The record is from RefSeq and is a predicted model, not a curated record. Lineage: Eukaryota; Metazoa; Arthropoda; Insecta; Hymenoptera; Formicidae.